Molecule: messenger RNA, 273 nt
Organism: Penicillium angulare
Lineage: Eukaryota; Fungi; Ascomycota; Eurotiomycetes; Eurotiales; Aspergillaceae
Exons: 2
Coding region: 1-273 (90 amino acids)
Source: RefSeq, a predicted model, not a curated record
AUGUCUUCCACUCCUCCCAUCAACCUCGGAACCUGGAAGCUCGCUAUCGGCAUCCUUGUGUCGGUCACAUUCAUCAUCAUUAUCGAGAAAAUCUUCGGAAUCCACGUCAAUAUUAAGUACAGUCAAGGUCCCAUGGCCACAUUCCCAGGCUGGGCACAUGUUCUUGGACCAGGAGAAACUCAGACAACUCUACUGCAUCGGUGGAUCGAAGUUCAUCGGAACCAGGCACAAGACAACACCAUCAAAUCGAGGCAGCUGGCCGUGGAUGUCUGA